Messenger RNA from Camellia sinensis, 741 nucleotides. The record is from RefSeq and is a predicted model, not a curated record. NCBI's taxonomy places the organism in Eukaryota, Viridiplantae, Streptophyta, Magnoliopsida, Ericales, Theaceae.
CUGUUCUGGAAUUAAAUGGGAAGCCACUGCCUUGAUGUUCCCGUCACUGCGCAGUCGAGUCCAUCUGUAUGAACAGUACAACGCAAUCGCUGCACGCAGAGAAUCUGCCCUCUAGGCUUGAACAAGGGGUCACACAAAACUUCUAUACAUCCUCCGCCACGUGGCUCCGAAACACUGAUCUGAAAACCCUUUGAUUUUUUUUUUUUUCGCAAUUACAUCUAUAGGCGAGAGAGAACGAUCGAUCACGAUCGAUCUUCGAUGGGCUUAAUCAAAAGCAGCUUCUCAUUCAUGGUGGGAACAUUUUUCGGAGUCUACGUUGCUCAGAACUACAACGUUCCAAAUAUAAAGAAGCUUUUCAACACAGGGCUUGUGUUCGCGAAGCACUUCGAAGAGAAUUAUCGCAAGCCCAAGAAGAAGAGAGACGAAGAUGAUUGAUUUCUGAGUUAGAGGUUCCAUUCAAUUCCAGGUUUUCUAUACUAUGUGUUUGUUUGUUUUUUUCAACAGGGUUUUUGUUAUAGACUCGGAUUAGGAAUGAUCAAUAUUGAUUGGAGAUUUAUGAGGGAUUCAGUUUUUAUAUUGAAGAAUUUGAUGAUCUGUUGUUGUGUUUUCGGUUCUGAGUUCGAAAUGUGCAUUAUCUUUUACCCUUCUUGUUUGGUUGCCGAGAAAAAAAGACAAGAAUUGUAAUUGGGCAUUGUAAAUAUUUGAUAACUUCAUUAAUUAAUUGUCUUGUUAGUUGAACCA